AGCUGCCGGAGGCGGUAACGGUCGGAUGUGUGAGUUGGUCGGCGCGCAGCGGAGAGAGGAGCCGAUCGGACCGCGGAGCCCGCUGAUGUGAAGCAGCAGCAGCGUUUGGAGGCUCCAUCAUCUGCGUCUCAACCCAGGAGCCAUUAAACAGGGUCAGGGGGAGGUGUCAGCCAUGGAGGGCGACUGUCUGAGCUGCAUGAAGUACCUGAUGUUCAUCUUCAACUUCUUCAUCUUCCUGGGCGGCUCCUUCCUGCUGGGCGUGGGCGUCUGGGUUCUGGUGGACCCGAUGGGCUUCAGGGAGAUCGUGGCGGUGAACCCGCUGCUGUUCACGGGGGUCUACGUGGUUCUGGCCAUGGGGGCGCUGCUGUUCCUGCUGGGCUUCCUGGGCUGCUGCGGCGCCAUCAGGGAGAACCGAUGUCUGCUGCUGUUUUUCUUCAUGCUCAUCCUCUUCAUCUUCCUGGCGGAGCUGGCAGCUGCCAUCUUGGCGUUCCUCUUCAGAGAACACCUAACCAGAGAGUAUUUCACCAGGGAGCUGAAGCGUCACUAUCAAGGCCGCAACAACACCGACGUGUUCAGCUCCACCUGGAACGUCGUCAUGACUACGUUCGACUGCUGUGGCGUCAGCGGUCCGGAGGACUUCGAGGAGAGUCUCUUCAGGCUCCUGAGCCCCGCCAAGAUGGUUCCUGAGGCCUGUUGCCAGAGGAACGGUUACCUUGGAGACGGCGGCGUGGAGCAGUGCGUCAGCGGCAGCGUGGCCUUCCGACACAACCGGGGCUGUUACUCGGCGAUGGUGGAUUAUUUUGAGACCUACAUCUACACAGCAGGAGCUCUGGCCAUCGUGGUGCUCACCAUCGAACUCUUCGCCAUGGUGUUUGCAAUGUGUUUGUUCAGAGGAAUCCAGUGAACAGACUCUUCGUCUUCGUCUCCAUCAGCAGGAAGACGAAGCAAACUGUAAAAUAUGAGGCGUCUGUACAGUGGUAGUUUGUGUGUCGUUGGUUUUGUGAUCACAUCAUUUUGUACUUUGCAGCAGCAGGUUUCUGAGGUUCUGCUGUGAACAACACAAAGAUCAGAAGGUUCUGUUCUGUUUGUGGACCCAGAACCGACCUGAGUCCGUUAAACUGCAGCUGGAAACCCAGCAUAGAGAUCUGUGAGCCGGACUUGGUCGGGUUCUCUCCAUCACGGACUUUAAAAUCCGUCGGCUCAUCAGAGUUUGCACAUCGAUGCAGGAUUCAGUGUAAAAUAUUCUAAAGCGUAUUUAAGUUAGCUGUGAGUGUAAAUAAUGUUUGUGUUCUUCGUGGUGAUAAAGUUCAUUUAAUCCGUGGAUGUAAAACUGGAAUCCAGACUCUGUUCCUCUCAGUGUGUUUGUAUAAACAACUGAUGGUCAUUAAA
Messenger RNA from Stegastes partitus (bicolor damselfish), 1389 nucleotides. RefSeq names its product tetraspanin-18-like. The coding region runs from base 173 to 904 and encodes 243 amino acids. The record is from RefSeq and is a predicted model, not a curated record. The transcript is spliced from 9 exons. Gene Ontology annotation, cellular component: plasma membrane. NCBI's taxonomy places the organism in Eukaryota, Metazoa, Chordata, Actinopteri, Pomacentridae.